Molecule: messenger RNA, 2821 nt
Organism: Trichechus manatus latirostris (Florida manatee)
Lineage: Eukaryota; Metazoa; Chordata; Mammalia; Sirenia; Trichechidae
Product: zinc finger protein 782-like
Exons: 5
Coding region: 90-2453 (787 amino acids)
Biological process (GO): regulation of transcription by RNA polymerase II
Cellular component (GO): nucleus
Molecular function (GO): DNA-binding transcription factor activity, RNA polymerase II-specific; RNA polymerase II transcription regulatory region sequence-specific DNA binding
Source: RefSeq, a predicted model, not a curated record
UCCAGAACGGUCGGUGUUUACUCGGAAAGUAGGUGUGCAGGUGAGCUAAACCUUCAGAAUUUUCUACAGUCUCCCAAGAGCAGCAGAAAAUGAACAUGUCUCAGGCAUUAGUGUCAUUCAAGGAUGUGACUGUGGAGUUCACCCAAGAGGAGUGGAAGCACAUGAACCUUGCUCAGAGGACCCUGUACAGAGACGUGAUGCUGGAGAACUACAGUCACCUUGUCUCAGUGGGGUAUUGCUUUACAAAACCAGAAGUGAUCUUCAAGCUGGAGCAAGCAAAAGAUCCAUGCUUAUCAGAGGAAGACUUUCUAAACAGAAGCUACCAAGAAGACUGCCAACUUGAUGACUGGUUAGAGAAGAGCCUGGAAAACCAAGACAAACAUCUUUGGCAAGUUUUAUUAACCACCAAUAAAAUAUUGACCACUGAGCAAGAGAAAAUUUCAGGAAAACCAUGUAAACAGAAUGUAGAUACAUUUACUUCAAGAAAAAUGCCCUGUAAGUGUGACAUUACAGGGCCUGCUUACCAGAGUCUCAUACCAUUGUUUCCACAUUGUAGUUCUUCAACAAAGAAAGAUUAUGAGUUUAAUGCACAUGAGAAAUGUCUCACUGUUCGACAUGAGAGAACAAAUACUAGAGAGAAAUCUUUAGCUUAUAAUCAAGAUGUGAAAGUCCUCAGUCAGGAGGAGGCAUGUGUUCAGCAUCAGACAGUUCAGACUUUUGGGCAAACUUUUGUAAAUAAUGAAAAUGGAAAAGCCUUCCAUGAGAAGCCAGCCCUCAUUACACCUAAGAGUGCCCAAAUAAAACUAAAAUCCUAUACUUACAAUAAAUUUGGUGAAAACUUAUGUGAGUCAACCCUUGUCUCUGAUAGCAUUCACACAGAAGAGAAGAGUAACUAUGAAUUUAAUGAAAAUAAAUUUAACAAAAAUGGGGAUAAUUUCAUUAGGAUCACCCAAUUUCAGAGAAAAGAUACAGGAAGCAAAAUGUCCAGCAAAAAAUCAGACCUCGGAGGACAUCAAACAACUCAUACAGGGAUGAAACCACUUGAAUGUGGUAAAAGCUUCAGUCAUAACUCAGCCCUUGUGGUAUGUCAGAAGACUCACACAGCAGAGAAAUCCUGUAUUUAUAACAAAUGUAGAGAAACCAUUAACUUCCAGUCAGCCUUAAACAUACAUCAAAGAACUCAUCCAAGGACAACACCCUAUGAGUGCAAAGAAUGUGGAAUAUCCUUCUCUAGGAAGUCAAACUUCAUUUUCCAUACAAAAACUCACACAGGGAAGAAACACUGUGAAUGUAAUGAAUGUGGGAAAACUUUCAGGAAGAACUCAGCACUAAGGAACCAUCAGAGAACUCACCUGGGGGAGAGACCCUUUGAAUGCAAUGAACAUGGGAAAGCUUUCAAGCUGAAGUCAUACCUAAGCAAAUAUCAGAGCACGCACACAGGUAAGAGGCCCUAUAAAUGUGAUGAAUGUGGGAAGUCUUUCAGCUGGAAGUCACGCUUCAGUGAACAUCAGAAAACUCACACAGGGGUUAAACCCUAUGAAUGUAAUGAAUGUAGGAAAGGUUUCAGGUAUAAGUCAGACCUAAGAAAACAUGAGAGAACUCACACAGGUGAGAGACCUUAUGCAUGUGAUGCAUGUGGGAGAUCUUUUAGUAGGAAAUCAAACCUCACACUACAUCAGAGAAUGCACACAGGAGAGAAACCCUUUAAAUGUAAUGAAUGUGGGAAAACUUACAGUGAUAAAUCAGCACUAAGGAAACAUCAGAGAACUCACACAGGAGAGAAACCCUAUAAAUGUGAUGAGUGUGGGAAAAGUUUCAGCCAGAACUCAAUCCUCAGAAGUCAUCAGAGAACACACACAGGGGAGAAACCCUAUGAAUGUCAUGAAUGUGGAAAAGGUUUUAGCCAGAGCUCAAUCCUUAGAGGUCAUCAGAGAACUCACACAGGGGAGAGACCUUAUAAAUGUGAUGAAUGUGGGAAAUCUUUCACCUGCAAAUCAUAUAUCAGAAUCCAUCAGACAAUUCACACAGGGGAGAAACCCUGUAAAUGUAAUGAAUGUGGGAAAGGUUUCAGGAAUAAGUCAGAGCUAACACAACAUCAGAGAUCUCACACAGGUGAGAGACCGUAUAUAUGUGAUGAAUGUGGGAAAUCUUUUCAUUGGAAGUCAAACCUUACAGUACAUCAGAGAACUCACACAGGAGAGAAACCUUUUGAAUGUAUUGAAUGUGGGAAAACUUUUAGCAGGAAAUCAAGAGCAAUGAGACAUCAUAGAAUUCACACAGGAGAGAAACCUUAUGAAUGUAAUGAAUGUGGGAGAGCUUUCAGAGAAAAGUCACACCUUAGAGGUCAUCAGAAAACACACACACGGGAAAAACCAUGUAAAUGUGAUAAAUGUGGGAAAACUUUAACCUCUAAGUCAACCCUCAGAGUCCAUCAGAGAAUGCAUGCAAAAUAGAAACUCUAAGGUAGUAAUGAAAAAUUUCCACUGUCAGUCACACUUCAGAUUAUAAGCGUGAACACACACAGGAAAAACCCUAUGAGUGUAAUGAAUGUGGGAAAGGUUUAACCUAGAAGUUACACGUCAGAAGUCAUCAGAGAACUCCCACAUGGGAUAGACCCUAUACAUGUAAUCAACGCGUGAAAGCUUUCAGCCAGAAGCCGCAUCUGGGAGAUCAUCAGAGAACUUACACAGGUUAUAAAUGUGAUGAAUAUAGGAAAUACAUAGCUGGAAGUCACCCCUCUUACUACAUAAGAGAACACACACAGGAGAGAAACCCUUUGAAUAUAGUGAAUGUGGGAAGAUUUUCAGGCAAAGUCUGGGAU